UCCCCUGGCAUACAAAGACGCUGUUUUCAUAUCUCCCCAUAAGUUUAUCGGAGGGCCACAGACUCCAGGAGUCCUUGUAGCAAAGAAAUGGCUGUUCCGAAACAUUGUCCCCCACAACGUUGGAGGAGGGACUGUUGUUUUCGUUCGCAGGAAGGCCCACAAAUACUUGUCCAAUGUGGAGGAUAGGGAAGAGGGAGGCACGCCCGCCAUCAUUGAGUCCAUCAGGGCAGGCCUGGCCUUCAAGUUGAAGGCUGCUUUGACCCCGCGUUUCAUCAUGACCCGGGAGAUGGAAAUGAUGAA
This is a messenger RNA of Candidula unifasciata, 300 nucleotides long. NCBI's taxonomy places the organism in Eukaryota, Metazoa, Mollusca, Gastropoda, Stylommatophora, Geomitridae. The record is from the annotation of a GenBank genome assembly.